This is a messenger RNA of Trichoderma asperellum CBS 433.97, 243 nucleotides long. NCBI's taxonomy places the organism in Eukaryota, Fungi, Ascomycota, Sordariomycetes, Hypocreales, Hypocreaceae. The record is from RefSeq and is a predicted model, not a curated record.
AUGUCCCACCUCCACACCCUAGCGGCCUCCACUAAGAGGCCAGGGGGGAAUUCAGCCGAGCCAAAGAGACAGAGAAGGAAAAGUGAAGACAGCAGAUUCGGGCCUAGCGGGCAGCACAGGGCAGCCUUUCUGGCAGCCCACAGAACGUGCUGGCGCAGAUCAGCGAUCGGCAUUGCGCACUGCCGGAAUCAAGCAAAGUCGCAGCGGGGAUGGGGACAGACGCUUAGACUGCUUCUGGGCAUU